AUGGAAAAAGAAGGGAAAAGCCAAAGAGAGUCUAAAGCUACAGAGUCAGACUUUGUAUUGCAAUGGGGGAACAGAAAGAGGCUUAGAUGUGCGAAGGUGAAGAAAGACCAAAGCUUGAGCAACACCAAAUCGUCAGACUGUUUGAGGAAGAAGAAAAUCGCUUCUCGUGCCGAGAAAGAGUCUCCCGCUCCACUACCCCAGCGCAUCGACAAGAAUUCAGCUUCGCCGAUGAAUAGUGGGAAGUUAUUUGUUACUUCACCGGAGAAGGAAGAUCGGUAUUACACAACAAGGGGUUCAAUAGGCUUGGAUGAUAAUGGGAAGGUGUUAGGAUUAGAUUAUCCUGGUCAUGCAAGGGAUGACAAAGGAGGCCAUGUGUGGCCAAGGUUGUUUCUAUCAUUGUCUAGUAAAGAAAAGGAAGAGGACUUCAUGGCUAUGAAAGGGUGUAAGCUACCUCAAAGGCCCAAGAAAAGAGCAAAGCUGCUCCAAAAAAGCUUACUUUUGGUAAUGCCAGGUGUAUGGUUAUCAGAUUUGUGCCAGGAGAGGUAUGAAGUGAGGGAGAAGAAGGCUUCAAAGAAGAGACCCAGAGGAUUGAAGGCCAUGGGAAGUAUGGAUAGUGAUUCAGACUGA
Messenger RNA from Prunus armeniaca (apricot), 627 nucleotides. The record is from the annotation of a GenBank genome assembly. NCBI's taxonomy places the organism in Eukaryota, Viridiplantae, Streptophyta, Magnoliopsida, Rosales, Rosaceae.